GCGCCUCCCUCAGCUGCAUCCUCCAGCUCUGCCCUAUUGUUCUCCCGCCCGUCGCUCCCUCCCUCCCUCCGCCGGGGCUCGCGUCCUCCCUCCGCUCUCCUCCAUCCCUCCCUCCAUCCCUUCCUCCUCCUUCUCACCGUCGCUCCCGCCCCGCUCCCCGGAGCUGAUGUCACGCACCCGCUGAAGGCGCGGGCGAUCAUGGCUGCUGCGGCCGCGGUCGUGCCGCCGGCCUCCAGCUAACGCCCGCGAUGGAGCCGGCCAGCCUGCUUCGGUUCCUGCGGAAGCUCAAGGAGGUUUUCGACGUGUGCGAUGAGGAUGCGGACGGGUUCAUCCGGGUGGAGCACUUCGUCGCCCUGGGGCUGCAGUUCGGCCAAGGGGAUGAGGUGGAAAGACUGGCAAAGUACUUGGACCCGAAUGAUUUGGGAAGAAUCAAUUUUAAGGACUUCUGUCACGGAGUUUUUGCAAUCAAAGGCUGUGAAGAUUUACUAAAAGAUGUCCUGUCUCCUGAAAACUCUGAGCCCCAGCACUACCAGCCACAAUAUGUUGAUUACUAUUACCAGGGCGGUGAAAUCCAGGACUGUGCCUACUUGGACAGCGAAAGCGCCUACAGCGAGUCGGAGCUGUUUCCCGAUGAGGACGCGAUGACCCUGGCACAGCAGGAGGUUCACCAUGAGUCUGGCAUGGACAGUGCCAUCGAGAGCGCCCAGAGCUCCGAGGCCUCGGACGUCUGCCGGAGCGAGGACAAGGACGGGCUGCUCGGUGGCCUCUUCCUGCCUGGUGACAAGUCAAGUCCUCACAACCCUUCUGCAGCAUCUGACCUCUCCACUUAUUCCACCGCCUCCCUGAUCAGUAAUGAAGAACAGUUUGAAGACUAUGGGGAAGGAGAUGAUGUGGAUUUUACUCCCAGUAGCCCAUGUCCUGAUGAUGAGACCAGAACCAACGCCUACUCUGACCUUGGCUCAUCUGUAUCUUCCAGUGCUGGCCAAACCCCCCGAAAAAUGAGACAUGUUUAUAACAGCGAGUUACUGGAUGUUUACUGCUCACAGUGCUGCAAAAAGAUAAAUCUCCUCAACGAUUUGGAAGCCAGGCUGAAAAAUUUGAAAGCAAACAGCCCUAACCGGAAAAUAUCAAGCACAGCUUUUGGAAGACAACUCUUCCACAACAGUAACUUCAGCAGUAGUAAUGGCAGCACAGAAGACUUGUUCAGAGACAGUAUAGAUUCCUGUGAUAAUGAUAUCACUGAAAAGGUAACAUACCUAGAAAAGAAGGUGACAGAACUGGAGAAUGAUAGCCUGACAAAUGGUGACCUGAAGAGCAAACUGAAACAAGAGAACACACAGCUGGUUCACAGAGUUCAUGAGCUAGAGGAACUAUUGAAAGACCAAGAAACAUCAGCAGAACAGACUCUGGAAGAAGAGAUAAAGAGACAUAGAGAAGUUUACAGCAAGUAUGAAAAAGAGAAAGGCACCGAAAUUGAGCUGCUGAAUACAAGGGUUCAGCAACUGGAAGAAGAAAAUGGUGAUCUGAAAAGCACUGUCACACGGCUGAAAUCCCAGACAGAGAGAUUGGAUGAGGAGAGGCAGCGCAUGUCUGAUAGGUUGGAGGACACAAGCCUGCGGCUGAAGGAUGAGAUGGAUUUGUACAAGAGGAUGAUGGACAAGCUGCGGCAGAACAGGCUGGAAUUCAACAAGGAGAGGGAAGCCACCCAGGAGCUCAUUGAAGACCUGCGGAAGGAACUGGAGCACCUGCAGCUGUACAAGCUGGAAUGUGAACGUCCUGGACGUGGGAGAAGCUCUUCCUCCAGUUUGAGCGAAUUCAAUGCCAAAACCAGAGAGGUGGAAAUGGAGCAUGAAAUAAAACGGCUGAAGCAGGAGAAUCAAAAACUUCGUGACCAAAAUGAUGAUCUUAAUGGACAGAUUCUAAGCCUCAGUCUUUAUGAAGCUAAAAACCUCUUUGCAACGCAAACAAAAGCCCAGUCACUGGCUGCUGAAAUUGAUUCUGCAUCAAGAGAUGAGCUCAUGGAAGCCCUCAAGGAACAGGAAGAGAUAAAUUACAGAUUGCGACAGUAUAUGGACAAGAUAAUUUUGGCAAUCCUGGACCAUAAUCCGUCUAUCUUGGAAAUAAAGAAUUGAAGAGAAUUAGAGAAGGAAAAGCAGCGACUGCCUGAUAUUUCUGCACAUGCCACUGGAUCUAAGCAGCACUCUGAUACUGUAAAUGAAUCUAUAAAUAUAUAUACACACUAGGUGUGAGUGUGGAUGCGCGGGUGUGUUUAUAUGAUGUUUGGUACACUGUUAUUUGUCACUGAAUUGGCUUGGUUAGACUUUUUCCAUGCACUUUCAAUACCUGUGAUGAGAUGGAUACUGUAUAUUAAUGUAAUAACAAUAUAACUGGAUCAUGCUGUUUUAGAUACUGGACAAAAUGACUCUACCUCUAGUUGUAAAGGUAAAAAAAGACAAUGGAAACAUAUGGAUGUGGCCCUAACUUAAGGAGCAAGAAUUGUUUUCUUCGUUCUUCCAGGAAUUUGGGUACCACAGACCAAUUGACAUACCCAGGUUCAGUUCCUGACUGGUGCUGACUGUGUAAUUUCCUAUUUGAUUUAGUUUUAGUACUUAAACCACAUGUCAGAUUAAAAAAAAAAAAAAAAAAAAAAAAAAAAAAAAAAAAAAACACCACUUUGGGAAAAGACGCAAAGUAAAUGGGAAGAAAAGGAAGAUAUUGCAUAAUUUUUGCUAUAUAUGUAAAAUCACCAUCCACUUGUUUGCCACUGUCAGCACGAAGUGUUUUUGAUGUAAGAUCACUUUGGAGCCUGCUUUGGGAUGCUCUGAGCCUGCUCUCUAGUGUGUGUGCAUGUGUGUUUUUUAUGCCUGGGUCCCUGUAGCACUGAGGCAAAGAGCUUUUCAAAUCUGUUCCCCUAUUUUCAGGGGUAUAUCAUGGGCCAUUAAGAUGAAUUCUGGGAUUCUGCCCCUUCCCCUCACCCUGAUUUUAAAGUUUUCACUGAAGGAACAUGUUCCACUUCAUACCAAAAAAAAAAAACAACCCCAAAACAGAACAAAGACAACAACAACAACAAAUUUGCAUGAAAUAUAUCACUUGAGGGGGAGGAGGACCAGCCCUGAACAUGACAUGCUGAGUUGCUUUCCCACCCCAGACAGCUGCACUUGUUUGAGAAUGGCAUUUUUUGGGCAGGCUGUGCAGAGCUGGUUCCUGGCACAGCAGUGGAGGACAGUCUCAUACAGAGCGGCUUUUAUCUAGCGGGCAGGAAAAAGAAAAAGAGCUUCAUCUUGCAGGACUUGCCAGUCCAGACUGAGCACACAUGUGUAUAUCUAAAGCUCUGAGCAGGGAACACAUCUCGAUUUAGAUGAGCGCUUGUGGAGGUGCUUAACUUCAAGUGUGUGCUGCAUCUGCUCAUGGGUGUCAGUGGGACAGAACAUUAAGCUUUAAAGUUGAGCGUUUGCUUAAAUGCUGCCUUAAAUAGGGAUGACUUCAACAUGUGCCUGUGUUCUCCAGAGCUGGAUCUAUACUGUAGGGCUAGGAUGUUUUUAAUUAAAAAUGUAGCUUAUAUAAGGAGCUUACGGAAUUGUUUGGGUAGUUGAAUGCUAAAAACAAAUUUUAUUCCAUGCACUUUUAUUAAAAGUAAAAGUUUCACACUUUUGAUUCACACCAACUGGCACAGAAAAAUUGGCCAGAGUGUCUGGCUUUCCCCAGUGCAUAGAGAUGUUUCCUCUAUUGAAUACACUCCCCAGAAGAAUGUUACAGUAGCAAUGAUUGUGCUUUUCUGUGUAUUUCUAGCUGUUGGCAGUGUCUUGCCCCUAGUAUUCUCUUGAUGUAUCUUGGUGUGUAUACGUGAUGCAUUUUUCCUGAAUUUGAAUACAUAAAACUGUAUUCAGUUAUGGAUGUAAAUAUAUUUUUCUUCCCUGCAAUCUCUGUGCUCUUGCCUUCAGUGACGUGUUACUGGAGUGAUAGGAGGCAGGGGACAUACUGAAAUCAGGCUUUCUUGAAGGCAAGAAAAUAAAAACAGUUUGUUUCUAUGUAUCUGCGUAGGCAGGUGUAAAGUAAGUGGAAAGAGAGAGAGACCAGGGGAAUGACUGAGGGUCACAACAUCCCAGUUCACAAAGGUCUGCAGUGCCCUGGGAGAAAUGGGACAGUCUGGUUCACACAGGGAUGUCACAGGGCUGGGUUCCUGAGGCUCUGGGGUAAUAUGGAGGAAAGGAUUUAAAGACCACUCCUUUGCCACCUGGAAAUGGUGUGAGAUGUAACACUGCAGCAGCUUCUGUUUGUGUAGAAGUAGUGGAACCCCAUGGAAACCCCACACAUCCACCUUUCCCACCCGCUGCUUCUUCUGGAUGAGCCACCCAGAAGGUGGGAGGGGAGCAGUUCAGCCAGUGCUUCCUGCCUGCAGGGCUGCUCACUUGCACUUCACUGAUGGCUUUUCCCUCUGCCUGGUGCUGUCUGUGGGUAGUGCCAGGGGCUUUACUCUUCUUGUAGGCCACAGAGAACUCUUCCACACUGUCAGGGAGCUCUUGCAAACGUGCUGUGACAAGCAGGGCCAGCUGAUCCAGCAAGCCCUGCUUCUGGCGCUGACUCUUUGGGGCAGUGCUGCUGUCCUGCUCUCAUGCAGUGGAUUUCAGUAAGAGUGAAGCUGUUGCAGCUUAGGCUGGUGACAAUGUUUUCCCCUAAUUAUUUUUAAGUAAACUGGACUUGGCUUCAAAAUUUCAGUGAUCUAAAGCCCAUUCCCAUUUGGGUGUAACAUCAGCAAAUGUUGAUGACUGUUUCACUGAAAGCAAAGCCCAUGGACUUGAACAGAAGACAUGACUGUAGUGAUAGCCUAGUUUUUGUGCAGAGAAUUAUAUGCAGGAGGUGAAUAGUCACUAGUAGUGACAAUGCAGUGACAAUUAGUCAGUGAAUCUGGCUAAUAUCCCAAAAGUGAUAUUCUAGGCACGGGUACCCAGCAGUGGAAAUUUCUUAAAACCUGCAGGACUUCUUGUUCAGCUCUGUACCCAGCUGUGUUAGUAUUUAGAAGCUCUUCCUUGCUCCAGUGUUUGCAUUUGAAGAGAUGUCUUACCACCAUGUUGGUGGUGUUGGUAGUUGUGUUUUAUUGUGUAAAGGAAGUAUCCUUCUGCUCCUGUGGGGCCCUUGAUGUCGUACUGCCGUCUGUUACUGUGGAAAUCAUAUCCAGAUACUUGCUAUGUUUGACAAAUAAUGUGAGUUGGAGGUUGGGAGAGGCAUUUCACUGGCAGAUAUAUUUUCCCCUAAGGUAUUCACCUCUAAAAAUACCAAUUAGCAAUUGCAUUUUUAGACUGAGUAACUACAGAUUUUAGACUAACUUGUCUUGCAGCUCAAGCCUUGGAGAACUCUUUUAUCCCAGAAAAGAAGUCAUCGUGUUUUAUGACAUGCAGGUCAUUUGGUAAUAAAGGAUCACUUGAUGGUUCACUGGGGCAGGGAAAAGAGUAAUCUGAUAUCAGUGUUGCAGAGAGUGCCUAUUUUUGAUCAAGUGCCAGACAGACACUGGCAGAACAGACAGGCAAUGUUGCAAAUAGGGAGACACUAACGUUGCUGUCUGUUCUCUGAUAAAUUUCUUCCUUCUUUGCUGUGGAUAUCCUUUGUGUUCUCAGGCUGCCCAAGAAAGUACAGCCUGCCUCUGUCAGUGUUACUGUUGGUGGAACGAGGGCCUCUCUUCCCUGGGUAAAUCACUUCAGACAAAGAAGUGAGGUAUCAUCUCCUUCUAGCAAUACACAAAUGCGGUAAACACUCCUGUGUCAAACCCAUGGUUCUAUUUAACCCUUGGGGAUGCAAACACAAUCCCAGGUACUGUAUCUUCAUCUGUUCCUUGGUUCAUAUGACCUUAGAUUCUGAAAAGCUAAAUGAUGUUCUGGUCAAACCUGUUGCAAACCACUACAGGUAUUUCUGGACAGUGGGAAAAAAAAAAAAAAAAAAAAAAAAAAAGACUGGGUUUUGGCUAGAAGCUGUCCUUGGUCAGGCUAGUCCCACACAAGGUACUGCAGAAAAAUUACCUCUUUCAAAACUUGCACUUAAAGGUUACCUGAAAUGUAGUCUCAAGAUUUUUCUGGUAUUGGCUGCUUCCCUCCAGGUUUCAGUCUUCAGCUGCUGCCUAGUUCUGGUUUCAGAAUGAUGCUGAUUCAAAUGCUGUCAAAACUGCUUUGACACCAAAAGAUGACUUUUCAGCUUUUUUAAUAGCUUCUAUUUAAGACUGAAGCUGAUUGAGAAUUUGUCUUGAAGUGCAACAUUGAUGAACGUUAACCAUCCCAUCUAUUUUUAAGUUAUUUUUAAUAUGCAAAUAUUUUGGAAGUUUAAAAAAAAAAAAAACAACCCAAACAAACAAACAAAAAACCAACCCAGCAUAUAAUGCACUUUUAUUGCCAAGUUUCCUUUCAUGGUCUUUGGGAAAAAUUCAGAUAUUUCUCAGCCAGCUCUGUGGGGAGUUGAACACAGCAUUAUUAAUUCUCAAAGAUGUGUAUCAACAAAUAUUUUGCUGUCUGAGUGCAGCAAUGCUCCAUUUACUUUGGUAGGACUGCACUGCUCUCCAGAGAGGAUCUAGACCAACAGUAUUUAAGCUCCCUAAUCUGGUUUGUAAAUGAGGGCUUGGAAGCUGAUACAUAAACGCACACUGUGGGCUGCUGCACGAGGCACUGCUCAGUGGUCUGUGCAUCAUAGUGCCCGUGACCUGUGAUGAGUCUUAAGAACUAGAAUUUACAAAUAAAAGAAUGCUUUUUUUACAUCCUUUAAUGGCAGUGAAUAUACAGUGGUUUUCUCUUAAAACAAAUACUGUAUGGUGUGGUCUGAGGGAUUUUUUUCCAAGGAAGGAAGGAAGUAGCAGCUGAUCAAACACUUGCCAAAUCAGUGGCUUGGCUUAUACUGAUUUAAGUGAAAACUUGACUCAGACUUUAACUGAGCAGUUCCUGGUGUAAGUAGCAAUGCUCGUAUUCUUGUCAAGUCAUUUGUUGCUCAAGAAACAUUGUCAAGAAAUCAUGACAGGUGUUGUAACACAGCUGGUUGGUUUUAAAGGACAUAGUUCCACAGUUCUGACAUUUUGUUCCUUUGCAUCUCAGUAUUUUUGAAUUAAAAAUAUUGAUCCUAGGAGCAGUUUGCUGUCAAAUCAUGCAUGGGUUUCUAGUUAAUGGAACUCUGCACGUACCUUUAGAGUUUGCUGAGGAUUGCAGUUGGUGUUGGGUCUGAAUCCUGUCAUUCUGCAUAACGCACUGGGACUUGCUCCAAUGUGCAAGAGAGUUGUUUCUUUCUGGGACUCUUCCUCAGUGUUCUGUUGACAUUUACACUCUUGGUCUUGUUCCCAGCCACUGUCAGGUGUAUGUGUGCCUUGGGGCAGCUCUUUGAGCAGAUGGGAGGGACAAAUCCAAUAUUCUUGGCUUCAGUGUGACUUUAGCUACCCAGGCAAGAAUUUCAGUCCUGUCUUUAUACCGGGCCACUCCUGUCCUUGCCUUUUUUGUGGUUGUGAAAACUCGUUGUGUUCCAUAUACAUGACAGAGCGUUGUAGCCGAUUCUCGUGGUAUACAAGCAUAGGGUGAGUAAACCUGAAGGUGAUCCAGGUGAGGGAUCCCUGGGAUGUGCCUCAGUUCUGUGCAGGUGUCUCACUGUGUGCUGUACUGACACACUGGAAAGCUCAGGCGUGCAGCUCAGCAUGGCCAGCACGUCACAGAGGUCACAGCAGCAGCCCUGGGGGAUCUGAAGGCAAAAUCUGCAGGCAGGGCCACACUACCAUAGCUUGCCACAGUGUGGAGCCAGCUGACAGGGCUCCUGGUGUUCUCUGCACUCCGGGUUUCAGCUUGCUGCCUUCAGUCUGGGGCUUUUGAUCAACUGCCAGAGUAGUACCUGGUCAAACAUACUGUUAGGGAGAUUCGUUUUUACUUAAACUUUAAACCUAAUGGAAACAUUAACAAACGUGGGCUUCUGCAGUGUAAUUUGGACACCUAGCCCUGGAAUGGAGGUGCUGUGAAUGGAGCAGCUGUUACACCUGAGCUGUCAGCUUUGCUGUCACUGGUCUGGGCACAGUGACGCCCUGGAAACCCCUCAGAGCCCCAGUGAGGGUGGCAGGUGACUGUUCUGGGGAACAGGUCUGUGCAGAUGGUAAGGGGGGCUGCAGACACUCCUCCUCCCAGUGAUGAUCUUACACUCCACAGCAUCAGCCCUGUUUUAUUUACAACCUUAUCCAUAGCUAAAUUAUUAUGGCUUUGAAGAAAGGACAUCAGAAGGAGAACCAAGAGUUUAGCAUCAUGUGAACACUUCAGUACACUACAGGGCAGUAAAUGUUGCACUGAUAUAUAUUUAAAUACUGAGACAUUUUGAGAAUUACUGUAAAAUCAGUUGUGAGAGCCAUUUGUUUUUCUCUGUUGCACAAACUAGUCACAUUUUUUGCAUGGUUACAUAUUUUAGUACUUGUGCCUUUUACUUCUCUGUUGUGAGGAUACAUUUUAUUUUCACAUUUUAUCAUCUGGUUUUGGACACUUUUUAUAUACAGUUCUUUAAUCAUCUGGUUUCUUGUAAUGUACAUGUGUAUAUAUAAAAUAGAUCAGAUUUGUAUUCAUGUGCCUCUGAGAUGUAAAAAAUACUCAUUUUGUACGGGUUUUUUUAGAAGCACUAGGUCAUGAUCUAAAUUACGUAGCAAAUGAAAUUUAACAUAAUUAGCAGUUCUUUGUGGUCUUUUAGGAAUGUUGUGUCUGAUGGUUGGUCUCUUUUAAGGCAAUGUCACACACACUCUGCAGAUUUAUUGUUUUAGUAUUGCUAUGAGACCAAUUCUAUCCACUUGUUGGCUUCAGUUAAUUCAAAAUAAUAAAACAAUUAAAUGUUACAUUCCUGAUUUGGUGAUUAUAGUUUUUAUUUCCAUUAAAGCCAAUUUGCUUCCUUUUAUACUUGAAACAGGCACCAGUCCAAAACCUCAUUUGAACACAUUGCCCAUUUCAGGUUAACUUCCAUUCUGGGACUAUUUUUGUGGGAUCAGGCAAGUGAUUUACUUUGCCCAUUGAAGUGGAAAGAGAAAUAGCAUUAUCAAUUCAUAGACUCUCCAUCUUAGAGUGCCUAAAAUGCUUUAGUUACUCCUUCUCUUUCCUCCCUGGCUUCUGUGGCAGCGUUUCCUGAGGACAGACCCUGGAUCUGCAUGACUGGAGAUCUUCUUGCAGAUGUGAGAGAUUGGGUGUCUUCCUCUUCACAUUUUGGCAAAUGCUGAAUAAACUCCUUCCCAUGGGGUUUGUAGCACAGCACUCUCCCGCAGCACUUGGGAAGCUGUGUAAAUGCAUUGUGAGCCUGGACAUCUGUAACUGGCAACCAGGGACCUGGUCCUAGGAGUGUCCUUCCCUUCCUCCAGCCUCUUCUUGAGCUGGUGGUUUCAUUUCUGGAGUGUUGACCCUGCUCAUCUGAUGAGAUCCUCAAAUUGUUCCUUCUCUCACACCUUGUUGUUUAUCAAUACUCCACUCACCAGCCUCCAGACACAGUGAGAUGAUAAACUGUGGUAAGUCUGAAGGAAAAAAUCAUCAAUAUCCCCUAAAUCUUCCAAAAAACCAAAGUUUUUAUCUAUAAAAGAACAUGUUCCACUCUCACAGAGCAGAAUUUUUUUUACUGAAUUUGACACCCAUUUCACAGAAUAUAAAGCUGCCUUAGAAGUAAGGAGGUGGUUUUAUUUUUUAUUUCAAAGGCUGCUUGGUAUGAAAAUGAGCAAAGUUCACUUGCUCUAUUGUUACUGAAAAAAAGCAGCCAGCAAAAGUGGCAUAUGACUAUCUUUAAUCUCAUUCUGUAAUUUAUAACAUCAGUGAAGUGAUGUCAGUACUACUGCAAUGUGCCAUUACACUAUUUUCUCUGAAUUUUCUUGAAAUGCUUUUUGGGGACAAUAAAGUUGUCCUUGCUUCUGUGGAUCCUUCAGGUAGCUGUAAUGUACAAUCAGAUAUGUAAAUAAAUUAUUUUCUUUCCCUG
Molecule: messenger RNA, 9936 nt
Organism: Hirundo rustica (Barn swallow)
Lineage: Eukaryota; Metazoa; Chordata; Aves; Passeriformes; Hirundinidae
Gene: RAB11FIP4
Product: RAB11 family interacting protein 4
Exons: 15
Coding region: 249-2132 (627 amino acids)
Biological process (GO): endocytic recycling; regulation of cytokinesis
Cellular component (GO): cleavage furrow; recycling endosome membrane; endocytic vesicle
Molecular function (GO): calcium ion binding
Source: RefSeq, a predicted model, not a curated record